AUGGAAAAGGUAAUUGCCAAAAGACUCAUGUGGUUCAUAGAAUCAAAAAACCUUACUAGUCCCAAUCAAGUUGCCUUCAAGAGAAACAAAGGCUGCUCCGACGCCCUACUUCACAUCGACUACUACAUCACUAAAGCUCUAUCGGCUCGUAACCAUGUGACCAUCUUGUCCUUAGACUUUGAAAAGGCUUUUGACAGAAUCGGUAUUCAUCAAAUUCUAGAUAAAAUUAAAUCUUGGGGAAUUGGCCCCAAAAUCUUUAACUAUGUCAAGUCAUUUUUGUCUAAUAGAAAAAUCUGUGUUAAGUCAAAUAAUUGUUUUUCAGAAUCGUAUGCCCUACAAAAUGGAAUCCCCCAAGGAUCUCCAUUAUCAGUCGUGCUAUUUCUAAUUGCCUUCGACGACAUUAGUUCUAUACUAGCCAAAUACUCCCAAUUAGACCACUGCAUCUACGCCGACGAUGUAUACAUCCUAUGUAGGCACAACAGCCUCGUAGAACAGCAAAAUCUCUUUUCUAAUGUUCUAACAGACAUUUUGACUUGGUCCGUCACCUCAGGGGCCAAAUUAUCCGUAGAUAAAUGUAAGACAAUGCAUGUAUGUCGUAAAAAUUCUUGCACAGAUGUAUCUUUCAAUUUUAAUAAUAUAACUAUUGAAAAUGUAAAUAAUCUAAGUAUUCUAGGAAUUUACUUUAACAAUAAGUAUAAUUUUAAGACCCAUUGUACUGAACUUAAGAAGAGCCUAGCUGCUAGGGUAAACAUAGUAAACUACUUAUCUAGUAAAAAAUCUUUUGCACAUAUAAACACACUUUGUAAUAUAACUAGAUCUUUAGUCUUAAGUAAGAUAGAUUAUGGCCUUCUCAUCUACGGUAACUCUCCUAAAUCAACGAUAAACACCAUCAAAGCUCCUUAUCAUCAAGCCGCCCGCAGAAGCAUAAAUGCUUUCCCAACAACCCCAAUACGUAACAUAUUGGCAGAAGCAGGUCUCCCACUACUAGAAGAACGUAUUCUUGAGACCAAAGCAAAGCUUUAUAUCAAACUAGCAUUCAAUCAAGGAUCCAUCAUCGAUGAAGAUGUUAAAGCCAUAAGAAAAUCUAUAUGUAUAAAACGAAUUCCAUCAGCUAUCUCCACAGCAAUAACAACUGGCAAGUCAAUGGAAUUACCUGUUAUAAAAUACCAAAAAUACUCUCCAGCAUUUCCCCCAUGGAACAUCGAAGUCUCCUCACUUAUCAUGGAUAUAGCAGAACAUGCGAAAAACAACACAUCCCCUAAUAUAUUUCGCUCACUGUUUCACGAUAUUAGCGACCCUCUUAGGUCCAAAGGCUGGCAAAUGGUUUUCACAGACGGUUCCAAAAUCCAACAUAGUACAUCCUUCGCCUCAACUUAUGAAGAUGGUUCUCUUUUGGCUAUAGGAAUACUGGACAAUUCUGCUUCUAUUUUCACCGCCGAAGCAAUAGCAAUCCUCAACACAGCAGCAAUAACAUCAAAAUUACGUGGCAGUUUUGUGAUAUGUUCUGACAGUUUAGCAGUUUUAAAAGCGAUACAAAAUCCUAACAAUACCACCAAUAUAAUAAGCAAAAUAAGAGACCACCUUAUUAGAUUCUCUUCAAAAAUAAAGCUUAUGUGGAUUCCUGGACACACUGGCAUUCCAGGUAACGAACAUGCAGAUAAAGCGGCUAAUGCUGCCCACCUCUCCCCAGUAUAUGUCACUCCUACACUGACAAAACAGGACUUAUUGCGUGAAGUUAACCGAAAAGUUAAAGAACACAAACUCAACGACUGGCACAACUACCAACACUUCUACAAACUUAACAAUAUUGAUAAAUCUCGACCGCUCUACCCUACCUCUACCUCAAAGCAGAUGAAUACUACCCUAGUUAGACUACGACUCGGACACACAACACUGACUCAUCAACACCUGUUAAAAAAAGAAAAUCCUCCAAUUUGUGAUGCCUGCCAAGCACCGCUUGAUAUUCAUCACAUCCUGGGAAUCGGAGCAUGUAAAUCCCUGACAUCUAACUCCAGCGUAACCAACACAACUUCCUCAGCAGCAGAGAUUCUAGGAAAUCUAGACCCAGAAAAUAUCCGAAAAAUUCACACCUUUAUAAAACAACAUAAAUUUAAAAUUUAA
Messenger RNA from Episyrphus balteatus (marmalade hoverfly), 2121 nucleotides. RefSeq lists its product as uncharacterized. Gene Ontology annotation, molecular function: RNA-DNA hybrid ribonuclease activity; nucleic acid binding. The record is from RefSeq and is a predicted model, not a curated record. Lineage: Eukaryota; Metazoa; Arthropoda; Insecta; Diptera; Syrphidae. Bases 1 to 2121 code for a protein of 706 amino acids. The transcript has a single exon.